This is a messenger RNA of Coregonus clupeaformis (lake whitefish), 3983 nucleotides long. RefSeq names its product serine/threonine-protein phosphatase 6 regulatory subunit 2. Gene Ontology annotation, molecular function: protein phosphatase regulator activity; protein phosphatase binding. The record is from RefSeq and is a predicted model, not a curated record. Gene Ontology annotation, cellular component: nucleus; cytosol. NCBI's taxonomy places the organism in Eukaryota, Metazoa, Chordata, Actinopteri, Salmoniformes, Salmonidae. Bases 700 to 3732 code for a protein of 1010 amino acids. The transcript has 25 exons.
AGAUUUUGGAGGUAUGAAGCGACAAACAUUCAUAUUUAUUUGUAUAAUACUAUCUCUAGGCUAGUAGUUGCAGUUGAGAAUAACGCUGGCAAGUACCCUUCUGACUGUGUCACCUAGUUAGCAUUUUACUAAUACGUCAGGGGGAUGCAGUCUGGGCUAUGUUUUAAUGGUGCUACCCAUUUUUGGGGGGACUUGUCAAGAAUAUUCAAGCAGCGCAGUCUCAUUGGCACAACGAUACAUUUGGCGUAGAUUUGAUUCCUCGUUCCCGCAACAGUGUCCGCCAUUUUGAUUUAAAAUAUGUAUGAAUCCUUUUCUGUCUUGCUCCAAUCUUGAGGAUAAAAGCAACAACUCAUUUACUGGACCUGGGAUUGUACUAUAGCGGUUGGAAGGGUCAGGCAGCGUCUGGUGAGCUGACAAGGAAACACUCGACAGAUUACUGACAGAUUUGGUUAAAUAACCUGGACGUGCAUCACCAGUUGACUGGUUUGGAACAUAAACAAACUGCUCAGCUAGCAGGCUAACAACACUGACGCCCUGGAGCUAAAGUCAAGGUUGCAGAGGUGGUGAUGGAGUGUGAGUGUGUGUCAAUGGUGUGGGUGUAAUCAUCCAUGCAGAUUCAAGACCAUUCCUUCCUGCGUAUUUGAGAUAAAUUACUUAAGAGGUCUGACCGAGGAAACACUUUACUAAGCAGCGGCAGCCAUGUUCUGGAAGUUUGACCUGCACACGUCGUCCCAGCUGGAGGCCCUGCUUGAGAAGGACGAUGUCACGCUCACUGAGCUCAUGGAGGAGGAGGACGUACUGCAGGAGUGCAAGGCCCAGAACCGCAGGCUGCUGGUCUUCCUGUCCCAGGACACCUGCAUGCAGGAGCUGCUGCACCUCAUAACCACAGAGCCCCCUGCUGGUCUGGAAGAGACAAAACGCUUCAAGCACCCUAACAUAGCGUGUGAGCUCCUGACGAGUGAUGUAGGGGUGAUAAAUGAUAAGCUGGGAGGAGAGAAGUCCCUGCUGGACACCCUGUACUCCUUCCUGGAGCAGCCCCCUCCCCUCAACCCCCUCCUUGCAUCCUUCUUCAGCAAGACCAUCGGAAACCUCAUCACACGCAAGACCGAACAGGUGAUCUCCUUCCUGCGGGGAAAGGAGGGUUUCCUGGGUCUGGUUCUUAAACACAUCAACACAUCGGCCAUGAUGGACCUCCUGUUACGCCUCAUCAGCUGUGUAGAGCCUGCUCCUCUCAGACAGGACACACUCAAUUGGUUGAAUGAAGAGCGGCUGGCCCAGAGGCUCAUAGAGCUCAUUCACCCUGGGAAAGACAAGGAGAGACAGUCAAAUGCGUCCCAGACUGUGUGUGACAUCAUCCGUCUGAGCAGAGACCAGGCCAAUCAGCUCCAAGACAACUCUGAGGCCGACCCUCUGCUUGCCGUGCUGGAGUCGCAGGAGUGUGUGGGUCAGCUGCUGGACAACAUGUUUGUGGGAGAGGGCACUGAGAGCUGCAUCGUCUACGGAACUCAAGUCCUUCUCACCUUACUGGAGAUCAGGAGGCCGGGGGUGGAGGGUGUGUUGGAUGUGUGUGUUCAGGGAUAUGAGAGGUGUGUCAACAGCAGCAUCCUGCAGGCUGUCCAACCCCACCUCACACACUAUCACCAACUACUGCUGGAUCCUCCCAGGCGGACCCCCAUGCUGACCAGUCUAGGUGUGUUGGAGGUGCCACUGGGUAACUGUCGUCUCCAUGUGGCCAGACUGAUGGCCUCCCUACUACAGACCACUAACACAAGUUAUUACACCUGUUGUGAGGACACCAUUUAUAACAACACCGUCACAAUGGAGCUCUGCAGACUCCAGACCAUAAACCUUCUACUGGACCUGUUCUUUAAGUACACCUGGAACAACUUCCUGCACUUCCAAGUGGAGCUGUGUGUGGCAGCCAUCCUCAGCCACUCUGCCCAGGAGGAGAGACCCCAGGUUGGCCUGGUUAUCCAGGAAAGGCCCUUGGUUCCCCUAGAGGACAUGCCCCAGGCCAGCUUUGCGACCCAGGAAAAGCCCAUGUUUCUCCAGGAGGAGAGGCCUCAGGCCAGCCUCCCAACCCAGGAAAAGCAGGCCUCGUCCGGCCCCAAACCCCCACUGCCCUCUGUUCCUCCUGACAUCUCCACACAUAACCCACUGGUGACCCAUUUGUUUCAGGACUGUCGUCUGGUUCAGAGGAUAUUGGAGGCCUGGGAGGAGAAUGAUAAGACUCAGGCAGAGGGGGGAAUGAGGAGAGGCUACAUGGGUCACCUGACAAGGAUCGCCAAUACUGUAGUCUGUAACAUGGAGAAAGGACCAGUACACACCCAGAUCAGCAGCCUCAUUACAGAGCUGCCUACGGAUUGCAAGGGGCGCUGGGAGAGCUUUGUAGACCAGGCCCUGACAGAGACCAACAGGAAGAACACUGUAGACCUGGUGUCUCACAACCUGCGCUCCUCCAGUGAAGACGAUGACAGACAGAGUCCCUUCCCCAAAGAGUUGUCACUGCAACAGACAUUCUCAGACUACCAGAUCCAGCAGAUGACUGCUAACUUUGUGGAUCAGUUUGGCUUCAAUGACGACGAGUUCUCAGAACACGGCGACAACAUCAACGCCACCUUUGUCCGGAUCACAGAGAUCAACUUCAACGUGGACACAGAGGACACUGCUAAGACUGCAGCAUUUGAGGCCUGCACUAAGGAGAAGAUCCAGUUGUUUGAUGACAGCGAGGAGGAAGACAUCUGGGAGGAGAGAGAGAUCAACUAUACCACGCACACCAAGUCUAGGACCAGGUUUGGGGGGCCGCAUACGUCUGUUGGAUCGGCUCAGAGUGAUGGGGUGAGCGAUACUCCUGAUAGGUCAACAGGUUCUGACACAGAUGAAGGUGAGGUGCCUAAUGAGGUCACAGGUCAGACUGAACACAGCAAGAACAUCAGCCAGACAGAGACUGCACAGAGCCCUGGCUGGGCGGCUAGUUUCGGGGAGGUGAACUUUAACUCCCCCUCAUCUGGAGUGGACAUGGACCCAUGGGGUAGCCCCGCCCCCAUGCCUGGAGUGGGUGUAGACCCAUGGGGUAGCCCCGCCCCCAAGCCUGGAGUGGGUGUAGACCCAUGGGGUAGCCCUGCCCCCAAGCCUGGAGUGGGUGUGGAUCCAUGGACUACCCCCGCCCCCAAGCCUGGAGUGGGCGUGGACGCAUGGGGAAGCCCUGCCCCCCAGCCCGUAACUACAGAGGCUGAGAAGGGCUGGGCCAAAUUCACUGAUUUUCAGCCCUUUUGCUGUUCAGAGACCGGUCUGAGGUGCACUUCUCCAGUGAACUCAGAGAUCUGUGGGUCAGACAAAACCAAACCCAGCCAGGGAAAGAACCCGUGUGUGUGGAGUGUUUGUGUGGCGAGGAAGGCUCCCCUGGUAGCAUCAGACACCUCUUCAUCAGGAGGCUCAGACAGCGAGGAAGAGGAGGAAAAGACUGAAUCCGUUACUAUGGAGAUGGUAUCCAAGGAAAUGGUCACUACAGAGACCAUUGUCACAACCGCUGGACUGGAGACCAUCAGACUUACCAUGGAUGCCAAGAACGAGAGAGCUGGCACCAGUGAGGCUGACAUGAAAGAGAAGGAAAAGGAGAAAGAGAGGGUGAUGGGUAGAGGAGACCUGCUUAAUGCCACCGCUGCUCCUCUCACAGAUCGGCCUGCCACCGUCACAAAAGAGACACCCUCCUCAGCAAACGGACUGGCCUAGUACUGCGCUACCACGACACACACACCUCACACACAUACACACUCCAUUCCCUAGCUAACACAACCACACUCCACUUCCCAACAACACAAUGCCAUGCAACAUCCUGUAUUUGUGAGCAGUGCUGCCCUGUCAUUGGUCCGUGUCGAGGACAUCUACGGUGGAUGAGAGGGACAAAAACCAGAAGAGAAAAGCCAGUUCAGAAACCAGACCACAGCUCCUAAACACAACAACUAAUAAACAGGUUCAUGUGA